Molecule: messenger RNA, 2050 nt
Organism: Leopardus geoffroyi (Geoffroy's cat)
Lineage: Eukaryota; Metazoa; Chordata; Mammalia; Carnivora; Felidae
Gene: DBNDD1
Product: dysbindin domain containing 1
Exons: 4
Coding region: 441-884 (147 amino acids)
Biological process (GO): negative regulation of protein kinase activity
Cellular component (GO): cytoplasm
Source: RefSeq, a predicted model, not a curated record
GAAGAGCCGUGGGUCUCGUCCAUGGAGAGGUGAUUCCUAGCACAGCCGCCUAGUAACUAUGCGGUUGGGUGUUGGGCUGGCUCGUGCAUUCAACAAACAUUUAUGGUGGACCUACUGUGUGCCGGGACCAAACGUAGGUGCUAGAGGUCACACUUCUCUUACCCACUCCCAGGCUCUGAGCCUGAUGCCUGGUGCGUAGUAGGUGCACAGCAAUUGUUAGUGGAUGUCUUGAGUCCUCCUGGAUUUGCCCUUCGAUUCCAGCCAAAAUCAAGCUGUUUCCACUGAGGAUUUUUUUUUUUUUUAAGAUUUUAAGUAAUCUCUACACCCAAAGCGGGGCUCGAACUCACAACCCCGAGACCAAGAGUCCUAUGCUCUACUUACUGAGUCAGCCAGACACCCCUGAGGCUUUCUUUUGAGGUAACACCGUCUUUGUUGCAGAAAUGGUUAAGGAGGCUGAGGGGCCGCAGGCAGCCCUGGGCACCCUGGCCCAUGGGACAGGAGACAGCUGCCACUCGCCCACGGCCGAGGAGGAGGUGGGCAUCCCGAUACCAGCACCGGGGCUCCUGCAGGUCACAGAGAGGCGGCAGCCCCUGAGCAGCGUCUCCUCCCUGGAGGUGCACUUUGACCUCCUGGAUCUCACUGAGCUGACAGACAUGUCCGACCAGGAGCUGGCUGAGGUCUUUGCUGACUCGGACGACGAGAGCCUGGCCAGCGAGUCGCCAGCAGGCCUGCACCCACUACCCCGGUCUGGCUGUCUGCGCUCCCCCUCCUGGACGCGAACCAGGGCCGAGCAGAACCGAGAAAAGCAGCCACUUGGUGACCAGGAGCGCCAACCAGCAAUUGUGGACACAUUUCUCACCGUGGAGAGGCCCAAGGAGGACUAGGCCAGCUGGCCCCGGGGCCCAGGCAGGACAAAUCCGGACAAUACUGACCCCAUGGACACUGCCCACCCAUGUGGCUCUGGGUCAGGUUCUCGGGGUGCCCCAGCACAAGCACAGCCCAAUGGCCUUAUGUCCCCCUCCGUCCCAGUCCCUGAGUCUCGGACAACAAUGGCUGAGGACGAGGUGGGAGUGGCCUAGGCCUUUUGGAAACUUCUGUCUGCAGGAGGGGUGCUCUCAUCUGCCACAAGAAUCCCGAGGGGGUGUGGGGUGAGGGGGACCUAAGUCGGAGACAGCUUCUCUGCAAACCCCCUGAGGGCCUCAGGGUUCUGGUCUGGGAAUGGCCACACCGUGCUCCAGCCCGCGGGAUGCUCUGCUAUCCAGCCAAGUGUGUGGGUAGGGGAGUCUGUCCUGAACAAUGCCACCUUCAUUUCAGUCCCAUCCUCUUCUUGCCACCCAGGGAGCAUUGCUGGCACCAGGGCCCCCUCCUCAGGCCCUAAGACCCUGCUUGUCUUGGUCCCCGUGUGACAGCCGAGCCCACCCUCCGUGGUCCGUAACACCAAAUAAGGCACAACCGCCUCAGACUGUGUGGGUGGGCGGGGUCUGCCCUUGCCCGGGACACAGUCCGGCAUCUGUGCCCCUGCUUGGCGUCCUGGCCUGGGGUAGAGACGCCCGAGGGGGACUGGGAAUAUGAGGGGCCCUCGCACAGCCCCCAGGCCCCAACUUAAGGGCAUCAGGCUCAGCUGCUCCCGAUGCUGCUUUUUAUGAGCUAAGGGAUGAAAGAGGCUUGUGGUCUGACAGCAAAUCCAAGAACAGUUUAAAAAUAAGCACGUAAGUCUGCUUUUGGUCCCCAGGCCAACCCGCCCUGACCCGCUUCCCACCGAAACGUUUCCACGGGAGGAGAACCUGCCCUCCUAUGGAAGCCCCGGGCGUGCCCUGGGCCCGCUGUGCACAGCUAAAGGCGAGUCCCCCGCUGAGAACACAGGCCUGCUCCCUCCACGCGAGGAGGGCACCAUCCCGAAGUCCACUUAAACACAAACCCCGUCAGGGCAGCUGCAUGGCCCCCCCGCCCCCUGCGUCUUUUUCCUCCAUCUCUAGCCUUCCUGCUAUGGCUUCCGCAGAGUUUAUUUACAAACCUUGGGAUUAAAAUCUCACCUCUUCCCAAGGCCCAA